Molecule: messenger RNA, 513 nt
Organism: Funneliformis mosseae
Lineage: Eukaryota; Fungi; Glomeromycota; Glomeromycetes; Glomerales; Glomeraceae
Source: the annotation of a GenBank genome assembly
AUGACCGUGUCAACUUCAACAAGAGCAUCUCCUGCCUUUGUUAUCUCACAAUAUCCUCUUCUUGCAAAGACUUCGGAAUCAUCAAUUUCACUAACGGAAGUGUCUCCUGUAAUCCUUAGUUCACCAACACCAUUUGUUUUUAAAGAAACUCACCCGAACAUUACUCAACCGGAAUCAAUAUCAGAUUUUUCAACGAGAACCACAUUAUUAUUAACAAGGAAUAAUAUAGAAAGUUGCUCUGAUACCACCACCACGACGAAUAUAAAAUCAAAACUUCUAAAUGAACAUCUGAAAUUAUUACAUGUCGCCUUAUCAACUAAAGAUGAUGAUGUUGUGAGCUCAUUAAAAGGAUUCAUACCUCGAAGGUCGAUGCAUCUCACUCGGCAAAAAUGUGUUAAUGUCAAUUAUCGUUCUAGCAGGAAUGCUCUUGAAGCUGUUGAUAGGAGAGGAAGCAGAAGAAGCCUCCAAAGAGAAGUAAUAAAGGGAAGUAGCGUAUGCAAUUGGGUAGUUUGA